AUGCCCUGGAAACCACCCACUAUUGGCAAUCGCACGGUGGCUAUUCUGGGAGCCGGUGUGCUAGGCCGUCGAAUUGCCUGUGUGUGGGCUGCAGGAGGAUACAAUGUAGCCAUCCGCGACCCGAGUGCGGACCAACGAACCUCGGCUGUGAAUUUUGUCGACAACAACCUUGCCAGUUUUUAUAAGACGCUUGGAAACACCAAUACCAAGAUGGGUCAGUGCACCGCAUAUGAGGACCUGGAUCGGGCCGUCAAAGAUGCCUGGUUUGUUGUCGAGGCCGUUCCCGAGAAACUAGACCUUAAGAUCAGCACCUUUGCUGAAUUGGCCCAGAAAGCGCCUGAUGACUGCAUUCUGGGUUCCAAUUCCUCCUCUUUCAAGUCUCGAUUUAUGGUAGAGAAACUGAAUGAGGAAGACAAAAAGCGUGUUCUAAACGUUCAUUAUACCAUGCCCCCCGUCCGAGUCACUGAAUUUAUGACCAGCACUUUUACUGAUCCUGCCAUUUUUCCCUUCCUCGAGGAGAAGCACCGGGAUGUUGGAUUGAUUCCUGCUACGGCGCGCAAGGAAUCGACUGGUUUCAUUAUUAACCGCCUGUGGGCGGCCAUGAAGCGAGAGACUUUGAUGAUUUUGGCAGACGGAGUUACUGAUCCGAAGCAAAUUGACGAGUUAUUCGUGGAGAUGUUUGGAGCGACAGUUGGCCCUUGCACUGCCAUGGAUGGAGUGGGUCUUGACACUGUUGCUUUCAUUGAGGAGAACUAUAUCAAGGAGCGAGGCCUGCCCAGCUACCCCGUUGAGUGGCUGCGAAAGAACUAUGUCAGCAAAGGGAAACUCGGAGCCAAGAGUGGAAACGGCGGUCUCUAUCCUGCGGGCUAUACCAUCAAGAAGGGCGCUGCUAGCCAGCACAACAACCUGACUGCUCCGACCCUAUACGUGCUAGAUGUAGGGGCUGGCGAGAAUGUAACGAGCAACUUCUUCUCAUCUGGAAAGAUUUACACCGCGUCCGCCAAUGGUGAAAACGUGCGGAAGCUGGCCGACAACCUUCCCGUGCCAGAUGGCAUUGGUGUCAGCCUGUCUCAAGGUCGCAUGUUCUGGAGCAACAUGGGCAUUCCGUCUGCAAAUGAUGGAACCAUCGAGUCUGCAAAACUGGACGGCUCGGACCGCAAGGUCAUUGCGCCAGCGGGUGUUGCGCAUACGCCUAAGCAACUGACCAUCGACCAUGUCAAUAAGAAGGUCUACUUCUCUGACCGGGAGGGCAUGCGCGUGCACCGGAUCAACUUUGAUGGAAGUGGCCACGAAGUUCUGGUUCAAAAUGGGGAUUUCAAUAAACUCGCCGAGAAGAGUGAUCAGACCAGACAUUGCGUCGGAAUCACCGUCGACCCGAAGCACGGCAAGAUCUACUGGACCCAAAAGGGGGCGAGCAAGGCAAGCCAAGGAAGAAUCUUCCGCGCUAAUAUUGAUACCCCCGCCGGCGAAACUGCCGCUACCCGAUCGGACAUCGAACUGCUCCUUGAGAACUUGCCAGAACCUAUAGAUCUGGAAAUCGACUCAGAUACUGAGAUCCUCUACUGGACAGACCGCGGUGAAUAUCCUAUUGGCAACACAGUCAACCGAACCUUUGUCGGCAGCGACAGCGACAGCAAGGUGCCCACUGCUCCUAAGUUUGACAUUUUGACUCGGCAUCUGCAUGAGGCUAUCGGUCUCUCCCUGGAUAACGUGAACAAGCACAUCUACUUUGUCGAUAUGGGCGGAUCAGUCUAUCGUUCCGAUCUCGACGGUCACAACAAGAUCGUUAUCUACAGUGGCAAGAAUGCUUUCACCGGUCUUGCUUUGACUCAUCAUUAA
This is a messenger RNA of Aspergillus chevalieri, 1839 nucleotides long. RefSeq lists its product as uncharacterized. The coding region runs from base 1 to 1839 and encodes 612 amino acids. The transcript has 6 exons. The record is from RefSeq and is a predicted model, not a curated record. Lineage: Eukaryota; Fungi; Ascomycota; Eurotiomycetes; Eurotiales; Aspergillaceae. Gene Ontology annotation, molecular function: NAD+ binding; oxidoreductase activity, acting on the CH-OH group of donors, NAD or NADP as acceptor. Gene Ontology annotation, biological process: fatty acid metabolic process.